AUGGGAGAAAACGACGACAGCGAGAUCAUCGAGCACCAUGUCGAGGAGGAGAUGGAGAAGAAAGGCACGAGGAGCCACGCACCUUCCUCCUCCUCGUUCCUAGAGAGCGUCACUCCGUCCGACAGAGAGGGCCACAGCGGCACCCAGUCCUCCCACAGACUGCUGGCCUACAGCGAUGCCCUCAUCUCCAUCAUCGCCACCGUCAUGAUAUUACCUGUUGCCCAUACAAAGUUGGAAGAUAAUGAGAAGUUGAGUGAGAGCGUUCAGGCUCUGCUGACAACAAAAAUUGCUGUUUACUUAAUGACAUUCCUGAUUGUGACUGUUGCAUGGGCUGCUCAUAUCAGGCUAUUUCAAGUGAUUGUACGCAUCGAUGAUUGCCUUGCACUGCUGAACCUCGCUUGCAUGAUGCUGAUAACCUUUCUACCGUAUACGUUCUCCCUGAUGGCGACAUUCCCUGAGCACAUCCUCGGGAUUUUACUCUUCUGUGGUUUGGUGAUGGUGAUGGGCGUCAUUCAGUCUGUGAUUGUGUUGUACGCCUUCAGCCGUCCCUUCCUGCUGAACGAACAGAUCCAGAUCUCAGAGAAUCAGGCCUUCUACAAACACCACAUCCUCAAAGUCAUCAUGCGGGUUCCCCUCAUGUGUUUCUUUGCCAGCAUCUUCUCUUUCAUCUUCUUCCAGCUGUCUUAUGUGCUGUUGGCCAUUGUGAUUUUCUUGCCGUACAUCUCCCAGUGUUUGAAGUGGUGUCGCAACAAAGCGAUUGGUCAGGUGGAGGAGACUCCAGACUCCAUGUUGUUUUACACCUACUUGCCCAACGAGCCCCUCAGCAAGGACCGGGUGGAGGCUUUCAGUGAUGGAGUUUAUGCCAUCGUAGCAACGCUUCUUAUCCUGGACAUAUGCGAGGACAACGUUCCAGACCCGUUAGUCGUGCAGAAGAAGUUUGCUGGCAGCCUGAUAGCAGCUCUGCAAGAAUAUGGCCCAGAAUACCUCGCCUACUUUGGUUCCUUCGCCACCGUUGGCCUUCUUUGGUUUGUGCACCACUCGCUCUUUCUCCAUGUCACGAAGGCAACGCGCUUCAUGGGUCUGCUGAACACCUUCUCACUGGCGUUUGUCGGGGGUUUGCCUCUAGCCUACCAGCUAACACAUGAAUUCCCGGAGAACUCUCGCAACGAACUGGAAGCCAUUCAGAUUAGCUGCGUGAUCAUUUUCUUCGCAGGUAUAUUUCAGCUGGCUAUUUGGGUAGUCGCUCUUUACAAUGAACAAGAAACUCUGCACCCUUAUGUACGUUAUGGCGGGCGUGAGCACGUGUUUAUGCUGGCUAAGCUAGCUCUGUACCCCUGCGUAGCUCUGGGGACGUUUUUCCUCACAUGUAUUUUGAGUAAAUUUAGCGCCCCAAUUUUCCACCUGAUGGAGAUUACGGUACCUUUUGCUUUUCUUGUGUUGAGGCUGUUAGUGCGGGUCGGGCUAGCGUUGCUAAGGCUCAUUUUCUGUCCCGAUAGGCCCGACCCAAGGUCUGUUGUAGAAGAGGAAGAUGAGACAAGAGUACCAUUCAAUGCUUUAGUUACCUAGCUAACGCGAAGAGGCCACAUAAAAUGAAGCUAACUGACAGAGAAAGUGAGGCAUUAUUGCUAAAAUGCUUGGUCUCUAAAAGAGUUACUGACAGGGUUUGACUUGGUAACUGCACUGAGAAGACAAUUGCUUUCUUUUCAACAUUUUGAAGGCAAAGUAUGGAAGUGGUAGAGAUUUAGAAAAGUCACUAGACCAAAGUAGUGAAUGGUACAGACAGCCAAAGCCUAUCCAGUGAUUGAUUUCUUUUUUUUCAUGAUAACUUGAAAAAUAAACUCAUGCUAGUUUUGAUUGGUGAAUAACCAUCAAUCAUCUUCGGUCAGCCAGAAAAGGAUUUCUCACUUUGUUUUAUUGCUCACGUGACCCAAAAUAGCAAAAAGUGUAACAUAGUGGCUAAUUUUGUUUUUUAGGGAUGUCUUGAAAUCGUUUGAGCUAGCUGAUUUCUUAGCCAAGUAUCCACCACACCCUGAAAAGGUUCAGCUGAACAGACAGAGCAGGAUUUCAUAAUUAUAGUUUCUGUGCCAAGUUCAGUAAGAUGAACAGUCCAUCUAACUGCUUUAAUUAUUCUGCCUCAAUUUUAAUUAGUUUUUACUCUGAUUUUUUUAAGCAAACAAUUGAGACAGCUGUAGAAAUUCAUGCAUGAGAGCUGGUGGCUGAAGUAUUCCUAAAUAAUACUGUGUACAAAGAGGAGGUUUGGUUUUCUUAGAGUUGUCCCCCAAAAUAAAUGUUGGAGUUGACCUGUCAGUGAACAGGCAUGGGUUUAAGUCUGUAGUUUUCUGCACUUUAAACAUUUUACUGAACGGGUAUGGCCAUACAAUUUCAAAUUGCACUCUUUUGAAAUAUUUAGAAUGAGAUAUUUGUGUGUAAUGCCCACUGGAAUGUAAUAUCACUUUUUCAAAUAUGUCCCAAUGCUGUUAUCUUUUCGUAUGAAGGCAGUGCACUUACAAGCGGUAUGUUUUAAAGUAGAAAAAGACCUGAUUGUGCAUAGCUGUUUGAUGUUUUUAGUUUCAGUGACAAUGAUUUUAGGUUUUCUAAAAAAGUAUGUUAAAAAAAAAGUAAUGUCAACCCAAUGUUAUUAUAUUAACAUUAGAACAAACCAACUUAUUUAAACAAGGAAACUGUUGUUCUGUUUUUAUGACAAGGUUUGUCAGGUGUAGUACAUUUGUCCAGAAGGGGUCGCUGUUGUUUCUGUUAAAUAGUCCUGAGGUACUGAAGCCAUUUUGGUCAAUGUAAUGAUGAUGUGCUCUGCUAUGAUGUACUGUGUGUGUGUGUGUGUGUGUGUGUGUGUGUGUGUGUGUGUGAGAUACGGACUCAAAGGGAACUCAAAUCUAAGACUUUAAUGAGCUUGUGAAAAGCUUGUGAUUGGUUGGACAUUUUUCAUUUCAUAUUUGUUUUGUUUAUCUUGUUAGGUGACUUGCGCAGUAGCAUCCAGAUCUAAGUAUCUGAAAUCAUGGAGACAUUUAACUUAAUACUUUUAAGUCUCAACACUCAAAUCUGCCAGUUUUUUCUUUUCUUUUCUGUUUUUCUUGUUGUCGUUCUUCCAAUACGGUGGCUGCUUAUUUGUGAGACCAGAGGAGUACCUCUCCAAAUAUUCCCAUUGACAGAUCUCAAUGCUUAGGUGUGGUCUGUUUGUAAUAGCUACAUACGUGUAAACACUACAUUUGCUUUUUAACACUGUGCAAAAGGUUUUUUUUAAGUAUGAAGCUUUGUUUUGUGAAUAAAUCUGAAGUUGCUCCUUUAAUGUGAAAGUCAAUUCUCUGUCUUGUCAUUACCAAAGGCACAUUGAACACAAUCAACCCGACAUUUUAAAGAAAAAAAACCCAAAAAACCUUUAUUCACCUUCAUAUAGUAAACGGCUCCACAAUAUCCCUAACAAGAUAUCAAUAUGUGGUUUAUACAUUACUUUGUAUUGCCCCUAUAUUAACAGCAUUCUUCCUCUGUAUAAUUUUCAAAUCUUAUCCACUCCAAAAGCUAUAGAUUUCCAUUAAAAAAACAUUUCUGCUCAAAUCACACAAAAUAUACACAAACUGAUAAAUUAAAAAGACAAGCAACCAAACAUCUGCAGUGCAUCAUUACCUGACAUUUGGGCUACUCAAACUAGCUAUUUCCUUCCUACUGUGAUGUGUUUCACCUUCAUAACUUAUAUAUAUAUAUAUAUUAAAUAAAUUAGUCCACACAACAGUGCAGUUCAAGUUUGAACUACAACUGUGAAACUGUGGAGUCUGAGUGUUCCAGCGGAAUAAUACACUUUGAUGACACUAAUUGUAACGCUUGUAAAAUUGGACACUGUACAAAAGGAGUUCUACUUGAGUGAUGGUGCUGAUAAAAACUAUUUUUCUACCAAUUAAUAGUUCAACCUGCUUUUUGUCCUGUGAGACAAUAAUAUUUUAAAUGGUUUUGUAGAAUACUUUUUACUUUCAUUACUCUCUUUGCAUGUGUAUCUUCUAACAAAAGCUGACACAGUCAACUGAUAGAAAAUUCAUCAGGAACCAUUUUAACAAUCAAAUAAUUCUUUGAGUCUUUGUGCUUUUCACAAUUUUUUCAGAUAUUCUCCUUUUUUGAAUCAUUCCAGUGGCACACACCAGACUCCAUGUAAAACAGCUUUUAAUAAGAGAAUCUAAAUAUGAAUCUUAAUAAGACCAUCUGCUGUCUGUGUUGAUUUUGGUCAGAUUGCUUUAGUCUGAACACUGCCCAGAUGUCAACAUGCUUUGCUUCAUUGUGUUCAGUACAUAAGUUGGACAGUGAAAGUUGAAUACAGAGAAGCCUGUAAAGCAGUAGUGUUGAUUGACCAGAGAGAGGGUUUAUACAGUACGAUACAGCUGGUCCCAAAAGUCCACCCAGCACCCCCAUCCCCAUCCCCUUCAAAUGGGGAAAACGCACUAAAAUGCACUUUUAUGAAGAAAACAGAACAUGCUGGACAGGUCAAUUUGUCGCCCAACAACUGAAAAAAGUGAACAGAAAACAGUGACACACAUUGCACAGGCCACAGAUGUAAAUGUUAGCCCUCCAGUCUGCAGCCCAGUUCCAAACUCUCUCCUGAUUUUCUACAUUUUCCAGAAGAGACAAUGUCGGAAUAAAAAGGAGACGUUUGUUUGGACCUGGGCCCUGAAGCUUUUCCAAUAACAGAAAGAAAUCAGUGUUAAUUGGACAGUGCUUUGGUAAACAUUCCUCUCUGAAAACAUCUGGAUUCAAUCAGAGAAUCUCAUCGGCUGCAACCGUAGCCUGAUAACAUGCUUAUGCUUUGUCUCAUUUAUCACACUGGUGAACGUGUGAUUAGUAAGUAAAUGCCACAGAUUUCCUGCAGUAUUGAAUUAUCCAACCCUUCGUCUAAGGAGUCUAACUGCAACUUGCAUAAGAUGAAAUAUUGCUAAUAAAACCACUGCCCAGAGUAUCAGAUUUUUAUAUACCUAAAGAUAUGUGUUAAUACAGUACUGUAUAUACACACACAUACCGUACAGUAUAUAAGCUCCAAAUGUACUCAAAUCAAUUGUUAUCACUGGUAACAUUCUAUAUUGCAAACUACAUUCAAAACGUAAUAAUUUAACAGUGAA
Larimichthys crocea (large yellow croaker) is the source of this 5114-nucleotide messenger RNA. It is a transcript of the gene tmem175, whose product is annotated as transmembrane protein 175. Bases 1 to 1566 code for a protein of 521 amino acids. The record is from RefSeq and is a predicted model, not a curated record. Gene Ontology annotation, molecular function: potassium channel activity; proton channel activity. The transcript has 10 exons. NCBI's taxonomy places the organism in Eukaryota, Metazoa, Chordata, Actinopteri, Sciaenidae.